CCGCGCAUAAUGUAUUUCUAUGGCUCUUUCGCCAUCCGUGACUGGCAAAAAUUAUAAUCAUUGUUGUGACGAUCGUUACAAUUUCGAUGAGAAAAGAUCCGAAAGCUCGGCUUCUGUGCUUCAAAGAGCCAAUUCCAUUUCUCAUCAGUUUAGCAACAGUAGUAAUGUUCCGCAAUCUGGAGUGUUGAAUGUUUUCGAGCCUUCUGAAUCCUCUCAUAAAAUUAAAGUAUCAAAUAAUGAUGAUGAUGUUUCAAAUAGUUCUCAUUAUAUAUUUGAGAACAAUUUAGUGACUAAUGAAGAAUGUAUAUCUCAUCAAAUUCAUAAUAGCCAUGUGGUGGUGUCAAGUUCUGUAUCUGGCAAUCAUCAAGGGCAACCAAAUGGAAAAUACUUAACUAAUUCUGAGUAUGAUAACUGUGAUAGAAAUACCUACACAUCAUGGAGUCAUUCAGCAUUUGCCCAAAGACAGUCAUCUACAUUUUAUGAUCAAUCGAUAUCUGACAACUGCAAAAGUACUGAUAUGGCACUUCGAACAACUGUUCCUUAUGGUAUGACUGAGGGCUUUACGGCUCCUCGUAUUGGAAAUGAGGGAUGUGGGUUUGAUGACUUAGUAUCAAAAAUCAUUGAUGAUGAUAAUAUAAAUACAUCAUUACUACAAGAACAUGCUGAACUUUUGGGUUUGAAUUUAAAUGGCGGAAUGUUCACCACAUCUAAUAACAAUUUGGCUUCACCCCCAAAUAAUGUCUGGCCUCAAAAUAAGUGCAUUAACAGCAAAAGGAACAAUCACGAAUAUAUAAAUCAUUGUAAUACAGUGUGUAAUGACACCAUGGAUUACUCUGAUAAAGGCGGGCAAUCUCAACCAUUGGGUCCAAAUUUUUUCAGUUCAUCAUUUGAUCAUGAAAAUGGUGAUGCAUUAUCAUUGAAUUGUCAAAACAAAAUGUUUCAGAUUCCACAACAUGCCGGUGAAAUUUUCACUCCUACUGAUGGAAAUAAUUGUAAUUAUGAAGACUGGGAAGCAUUUAAUGCUUUACAAAAGUCAGACGGCCAGCUAAAUGAUCUCUUUAAUGAAUCGGAAUUUAGAUUCCCAGAUUUGGAUAGCAAUCCAGCUUGUGAGCCUAUAGAUCAACAGUGCUUUUGGACUCAAGAUUUUGGUAAACAAGUAUCAGAAGCAUUAAACAUGGCUACUAAUGCUGCUUCAUGGUCUCCUCUUCCUGCCCCAUUACCAUUUCCUCAGCAAACAUCUAGUCAAGCAAAUCCUUCUAUAUCUAGUCAAACACAGUAUACUGAGUUAUCAAGGAAACAGGAGAGAGAGAACUCUGUUAAUGGAGAUGCGCAAAUGAUAUUGUCGAAUGAAAGCCAAUAUGACAAAGAUGCUGGAAAUCAGAAUAAUAGGGGAUUUAGGCCAGUUUCUUCUUCAUCAAGUUCAAGUUCAGAGUCUCAAGGAGAUGUUAUGACAUCAACAUUAAGUCAAAACAUUUUAAACAUUGCAAAUAUAUCGGAAGGUCAUGAAUCAUUUCCUGCUUCCUCUCAUUGUAAUUCUGGAAUAAAUUCUUGUUCAGCCAUGAAAAGUUCUGUAUUGCAGAUAAAUCGUAAUGGUCAUUCUAAUCAAGUUUCUCAGGCUUAUCAAAAUUUUCCUCGAAAUCUCAGUUCACGCUAUCACAAUCUUCAAAAAACAAUUACAACAUCACAAACUGUUUCUGAUAACGAUUGUAUUUGUCCUCUGUAUGAUAAUGCUGCUAACUCUUACAGUUUUGAGGGCUCAUCCUCGGUUAGAAACGGACAUACAUUAAAUAAAUUACCAUGCCAAAGAUCACAUCAAACACAAACUAAUGCUAACCCAGGAUUUUGUUGUAUGAAACAACCAGAACUGUUAAAGCAUUACAUCCGUGGAAAUAAUUUUUCUUGUUUGGAAAAGAAUUCAGUUCUCUCAGAAUAUGAAAAAUCUGUACUGGGUACAAUUAAUUCAAACAGACUACCGAUAUCUCCUGAAGUUCUACAGCACUUAUCUGCUCGUACUAUUGCUGGGUUGUAUGCAUUUGGUUUAUAUCAUGAUAUGCUACAUGCAGAUUGCGAUGGUGGCUCAGUAUCUCUAUCUCCUGGAAUGAAGUAUCCAUCACACUUGUUUAAUUCUCCAAUUUCUGAUUCAGUUUUUGAAGUUUAUCAUCCAUAUGAAUUUGUUCAUAGAAGAGGAGCAUCUUCAGUUUAUGGAGCUAAUGAUGUAUUCUUUGACCCUGCAUCUUCAUCAUUUUUUUCUGUUCCUCCUACUUUCAUUGGAAUGCGUCCCUUGCGACGCAGUGGACCAUCUAAUGAAUUGCAUCUCCGUUUAGAAGAAUGUUAUGAACAAUUCAGGCAUCUUGAAAAGGAAAGGAAAAAGACGGAAGCCGAACUUGCUCGCCAAAACCCUGGUAAAAAAGUCUCCAGUACAAACACUAUACCAAUUCCUCGCUUAACAGCAAAUCCAUCUCGAGUUGAUCGUUUGAUUAUAGAUGAACUGCGAGAACAUGCUAAGGUAAUUACUCUAGUAGCCAAAAUGGAACAACUAAGGAAAAGCCCUGUUCACCCAAACAUUCAUGUUUCAAUGGAAAAGUGGUUAGAAGCCAUAAGAAAUGUCCAAGCACGCAGACGGGAUGAAAUAAUUAAUGUUGCAAAUCGUCAACGAACUUCUGCUAGUAGAAUUCAAGAGGAUAAAGAUGUCGUUGCAUUGGCGGCAAGUAUUAUGGAAUUAACAAAGGCAUCUCGGCAAGCUCGAACUUCUAUGUGGUGUGCUUUAAUAACUACAACACUAUAUGAUGUUGACCCAGAUAUUGCUUCUGCUCAUUCAUUACCUCCUGACUUUCAGGAGAUAGAAAAUAAUGGUGCUUCUGGUAAUACUGAUGAAACUCUUUCUAACUCAGCUGCUAGGGAUUCUACAGCAAAUUGCUCCAGCUACAAGGACGAUGAAAUAGCUGUCGAAGACAGAUGUGAAUCCUCAAUCUCAGUAAGUUCUGCAGCAGAAAACAAGACUAGCACUCAUAUAAAUAUUGUUGUUAGCAAGCUAUGCCAACCUUCAGUGGAAUUAGAGUGUGCGCCAAAUUCACAUGUUGAUAAUGUAGAGAGCUCUGCAUCUUAAUUUAUAUAGUGUUUUUCAAUGAGUGUCUGAAUUAUUCCUGUUAUAGAAUGAGAUGUAUGUUGUUUUAGCUUUUUGGAUACUCUAGAAUUUUGAUGUCAUUUACACCUGCUUUGCAAAAGAAAUUCGUAAUAGAGUGAGAACUAUGCAAUAUAUUUAAUAUUGCCUUUGACCCAAUGGUACCCCUUCCAUGUUUUAAAAAUAAAUCUUGAGUCUUAGUACACAUUUUGUGUGUAAAUGAUUCAAAUGUGAAGAUAGUGGCAGCUAUAUAGUAAUAGUUGUCAAUCCUCAAAGGUUAUGUCAUGAGAGAUUUUCACAUUGUAAUUAGAUUAGAUGAAUGAUUUUUGGAUUAUUCGUUUUGCUUAUUAAUAUGAUGUACAGUUUUGCCUUUAAGACAUGCUAUUCUUCCCAUGCUUCCUUUUGGUGUGAUAUUUUCAAGUGAAUCUUUG
This is a messenger RNA of Argiope bruennichi, 3552 nucleotides long. RefSeq lists its product as uncharacterized. The transcript has 11 exons. Lineage: Eukaryota; Metazoa; Arthropoda; Arachnida; Araneae; Araneidae. Gene Ontology annotation, cellular component: cytoplasm; nucleus. Gene Ontology annotation, biological process: mRNA stabilization; male meiosis I; female meiosis I. The record is from RefSeq and is a predicted model, not a curated record. The coding region runs from base 20 to 3106 and encodes 1028 amino acids.